Molecule: messenger RNA, 579 nt
Organism: Rhizophagus irregularis DAOM 181602=DAOM 197198
Lineage: Eukaryota; Fungi; Glomeromycota; Glomeromycetes; Glomerales; Glomeraceae
Source: RefSeq, a predicted model, not a curated record
AUGUUUGAUAUCUUUGGAGAAAACUUGUUAACCCGAAUAAAUACCAAUGCAACAGCUAAAAGUAUUCGUGAAUUUAAGCAAUCAACUAAAACUAAAAAGGCCUUUAAAUGUUUAUUUGAAGUUGAUGAUGAUAGAUCUCUUCCAUACAUUCGGGCAAUAAGAAACAAAGCAUGGGGCAAAAAGAAGACUACUGAAAAAGAUAUAGCCUUUAUUUUGGCUGUAACCGAAGUUGUAUUAAAUCCAAAACAUCCAAAAAUAUCAAUUAGAGACACUGCUUUACGAAAAAGAUAUAAUGCUUACUUGGAUUGUCUUACUAAUUUAAAAGAAGUAUCUAUGAAUACUACUAAAUCCAUUAGAAUUGAAGAACUUGGUGGUAAAGAAUCAGAUAAUACUGAUAUCGAACCUGAAACUGAAGAUGGAAGUGAUGCAAGUAGCGAUCAUGAAGACUUAGUGGGUAAUAAUUGUGAAAAUCUAGCAAAUAACGAUCAUGAAGGUUUUUCUGGUAAUAAUUAUGAAGACUUUGCGGAUAAUGAUCAUAUGGAUAAUGAUGAUAUUUCUGCGCAACAAGAAUUAAUUUAG